GCUCGCCGUCUGGCCACGCCGAGAGCACGCCGUCGGGGCCAGGCCGCGGCGUCAAGCACCACUCCCUCCACUGCUUCUGCUUAGAUGCGUAGCUGCGCAUUGUGUUCUUCGGCUGCUCGUCUCUCUUAGCCUGUAGGCCGGACACUCUUUACACUCUUUACACUCUUUACACUCUUUACACUCUUUACACUCUUUACACUCUUUACACUCUUCUAGGCGAAAGAACGGGUUGGCGCUGCCGUGAGCGUGGCACCGGGAGAUGGACGUGACCGCCGAGGAGAUCCUGGUCGCGGGUGGGGAUUCGGUGACCGCGACGCGUCGCUCGUCGAGACCCGUGAAACCAACCGCGAAAGCCCAAAAUUUUUGGCAAGUAGCCUCAAGCCAGACCGGAACGUCGAAGAAUGCCGGCACAAAGCAAGUGGCAGCAGGCGACAACGACUGGGACAAUGCGGACCAGGGAUUGCAGACCGUGGACGGCGCGGCUCGCAGCGAUUCAUCGCUAUUGCAGAUGAUGCUCCAAACGACGCUCCAGACGAUGCUCCAGGAAACGUCGAGCCAUCUCAUGAGCAAGCAGAAACAGAUGCUGGAGAGACUCUGGGAUGCUUUGGUGGAGAACCAGCAGAAAGCGACAAAGGUGAUUAGCGAUCAGCUGGAGAUGAUCCGACAACUCCAGCAGGAGAUACGGACGGUCAGGGCCGAGGCGGCUGACGACCGGAAAAAAGCCGAGGAAACCAGAAGCAUGCAGGAACAGACAGCACGUGAGAUGAAACAGAUGCGCGAGCAGCUGAUUGAACAGCUCAGGCAGGUGAGGGAACAAGCGGCAGAAGAAACAAAGCAGUUGCGAGAACAACUAGACGCGAUGGCCAAAAGUAUUCAGGCCAACAGCGCCCAGACGAGCCCGCACCCAUCGUAUGCAGACGUAGCCCGUACCCCGCCGUCAAGCCAGCCAAGCAACGUUCAAACCCUCUCGUCGAUGCAAACAACACCGUCCACACUUAUCGAUACUCUCUUCUGCACUAUCGACACAUCGCGUGUCAACGAGGAGGAGAAGGGCAAAGCGCAAGUGGGAGGAAUUCGACAGGCCAUUGAGGAGGAGAUGCGAAAGAAGGAGGGCCGACAGGACUGGAGGUGUGCAGCGGUGGUGAGGAACGCAAAGAACGCAGACCGUAUUAAGGUGAUCUGCCGAGACGAGUCGGAGAUGAAGCUCGUCAAGGAAGCGGCAGAGAAGACAGCAGUCAAGGGCGCAAGAGUCCUCAGGGACCAACUGUAUCCGGUCAAAGUUGACGGCGCAAACAGGGCAGCGGUCCUGGACUCAGCUGGCAACGUGCUGCCAGGCACAGCGGAGGCGCUGGGAAAGGAGAACGGAGUGACGAUUGCUAAGAUGCACUGGCUCAGUGACAAGGAGAAUGGGAAAUCCUACGGCUCGAUGGUGAUCUACGUCACGAAGGCGAGUGAUGCGCAACACCUGCUGGAAGAGAAAUACUUUCACCUCGCUGGGGAGUCAGCCAGCACCAAC
Molecule: messenger RNA, 1516 nt
Organism: Ilyonectria robusta
Lineage: Eukaryota; Fungi; Ascomycota; Sordariomycetes; Hypocreales; Nectriaceae
Exons: 1
Source: RefSeq, a predicted model, not a curated record